This is a messenger RNA of Porites lobata, 3637 nucleotides long. NCBI's taxonomy places the organism in Eukaryota, Metazoa, Cnidaria, Anthozoa, Scleractinia, Poritidae. The record is from the annotation of a GenBank genome assembly.
AUGGAAGAACGAGCUAUUCACAUUUCUUCGAUAAACAGAGAAAAAAGAGGAACAAGCAGACCUGGUGAUUUUACUAUCAAAUUUAACCCAUCUUUGGAACUUGACCCUGAAAAGAAACAUCAACUUGCUCUUGAUCGAUUGUCCAUGACUUAUUCUUGGUACAACAUUAGAAGUGAUUAUGGAAACAAUAAAAUCAAAUACACUCAUGAUGGAACCAACUGGCAAACAAUUACUUUUACAGAUGGAAUGUAUUCCUACUCAGAUAUCAAUGAUUACAUUCAUCAAUAUAUGUCUCAAAAGUCUCAUCACUCAACAGAUUCAAGCGGAAAAAAAACUUAUUCAAUCAAUCUAACUUUUAUACUAUCUACCUAUCGUGUGUUAGUAUCACUCGAUGGUGAUUAUCAACUUGAUAUUAGAGGAACAAAAUUUGGAGACCUAAUUGGUUUUGAAAAGAAACUUAUUAAUAAAACAGAGUAUGGAUCAAAACUACCAAAUAUCACAAAUUCGAUUGAUGUGUUAAAUAUCAACACAACCGCAAUAACAGAUAGCAUAGUAAAUGGAAUAAAUACAAAUACCAUAGCUGUGAUACCAACCGAUAAUCUUACAAGGUCUUAUCCAUUUACGUUUGAUCCUAAAAGACCAUUGUAUUGUCCUGUUUCUUCAUUUCACAUUGAUGAAAUGAGAAUCUAUGUUACAGACUCACUUGGAAGACCUGUAAAUUUCAACGGUAUAGAUUGGUUUAUGACUUCGAUACUUCACUCCAUGUAGGGAGAACCUACGGUUCCCCCCUACGACCCCCCUCCCUUGGCUACGCCGCACAUAAAUAUAUAUAUUCAUUAGAUAAAAAUGAUGCGACAAUCAGAGUAUAAAAAGAAACUUGACCCUGAAUUGGGUAUUUUUACAAGACAACAUAUUUAUGGUGAAGGAAUAACAGAUGUGUUUAAAUCUGUUGGUUCUAAAUUAUUUGGAAAAACAAUAAAAAAAGCCGCUAAAAAAGGCGUUGAAAAAGCAGUAACAGCAGCCGCAACAAAAACCGGUGAACAUGUUGGCAACAAGGCCGGUGAUAAAAUAGUGCAAAUGUUAUCAAACGGGGGGGUUGCACCCCCCCGAAAUCCCCCUGCUAAAAAAGUUACUUUUAAUAAAAAUGUCGGGGCGGUAUCUCAACAAGAGAUAGAUCAAAUGUUGAAUAACCUUCUUAGUGGGGGUUCAACACGUAAGAGAAAAUUAUAUAAUUAUUAAAAUAAAAUGAAGUCUUUUAGAAAUCCAAAAUAUUUAGAUAGAUAUGAGGAUGUUGUUUAUGACCUGGAACAGACUUUAGAUGCGGCUUCAGCAAAUGACGCUCACCAAACUAAAACUGGCCUUAGAUUUGUAGCUGAUAAUACAGGAGAAUCCACUCCUUUUGAUUGGUAUAACGCACGAUUAUCAAUGGAUUUUAAAGUAAAUAAGCUGGCAGAUGGAGGAAAUAUAGCAGUUGCUGACCAUAAUGGAAUUGUAAAUGGUAGUAACUCCUUUAUAGAAAAAUUAAGUAUCCUAGCAAAUGGACGAGAAGUUUAUAGUUGUAAUUAUGCGAAUCAUGUUGUAAAUAUUAAAAAUUUACUCGAAUAUAAUCCUUCAUAUGCCCAGAGUGUUGCUACAAACGAAUUUUAUUUUCUUGAUACAUCAACAGCCGCAGAGGAAAGGCCUGCUCAAGCAACUUAUAAUAAAGGUUUUCAUCAAAGGAAAUUACUAUUAGGCGCAUCAGCCACAGUAAACUGUGAAAUUCCUCUUAAUAGAUAUUCUUUCUUUGAAGCAUUGGAAGAUAAACUACUUCCUAAUACAAAAAUUGAGCUAAAUAUCGAAACUGAAAAAGAUGCAAAUUUAAUUUUUCAAGGAGCUGAUAAUUGUAGAGUUAUUAUAACAAGACUACAACUUUUUAUUCCAAAACUUACGUUUAAUUCAGAAGGACAAAAGUUGUACAUGGAAAAUUAUCUUAAACCUUACAAAUGGUCAUAUUUGAAUGAGGUGAUUGAAAGGUCAAAUAAUACACAGCAACAGACAGGACAUUUUAGAAUUACAAAUGCUAUUUCAAAACCGCGGCAUGUAUUUGUUUUUGGAAUUGAUACAGCAAGAAUCGAUGGACAAACAGCAAAUCCAUUUUUAUACGAUACUUUUAAUCUACCAAAUAAUGCUAAUAUAUCAAGAUGUUACCUUGAAGUUGCAAAUGGAAACGAAUACCCAGAUAUUCACUUUAAACCUUCUACAGAUAUGUCAAGAGUUUUUAGAAAUGUAAUGUCAUUCGUCUAUGCAAAUAAUGAUUAUCAAGGUGGAACCUUACUCAAUAUAAGUAAUUUCAAAACUUUAUUUCCUUUUGUUUAUUUUGACCUGACAAAACAAAAAAUGGAUAUCAAAGAUGGAGUUACAAAACUAGCAUUUCAUUACGAAUUAACUGCUAAUCCAAACGCUGAUUAUAAUAUUUACGCAUUAGUCUUACAUGAAAGAAUAGCAGAAAUAUCGCAACAAGAUGGAAAACUAUUGCUUAGAGCUUAAAUAAGGGGAACAUGUGAACUGUUAAAACUUUUCUUCUUGUACUCACGAAAAGAUAGAAUUUUAUGAUAGUUAUUAUGUUUACACAUAUAUUUAUCACAAAUGUGAAAAAAUAUGUGUAAACAUUUGAUUGGUUAAAAAAAUCAUACGAUAAUCACGAGAUUAAAAAUAUUACGUUAAUAACCAGAACAAUAGGCUUUGCCUAGACUUGCCCGUUAAGUCACAAUAACCUUCUAGAUUUAAAAUAUGAUGUAAUAUCACACGUUAAUCUCGUGAUUAAAAAUAAAAUCUAAAUAUAUCACACCUAGAACAUUCAAACUAAUUAAAAACUUAACCACCAACUGAUAGAAAAACAAAUAAAAAAAGAUUAAGCCACGAUAUUUAAAUUUAAUAUAAUCAUCAAACAAAUAAAAUGACUACUUAUAUUGAAUACGGAGUAACACUUACAGAUGGGCAAAAGUCAAAACUGGCUUCUGCGAUAAUAAAUCAAUCACCACUAACUCUUCGUUUAAAACAUGGACAUCUUCGAGGUUCUGAUGAGUUAAUGUUGACAAAAAGACAAAUUGAUAAAAUAAAAAAAUCUAUUGCAAACGGUACUGGAUCGGAUAUAAAGAUAAGUAAAACUCAAAUUAGAAAAUCUGUGAAACAUGGAGGAAACUUAUUUUCAUCACUCGCAUCUCUUGGAGCAAAAGUACUACCAUAUGCAAUAAAAGGAAUUUCAAAAGCUGUUCCUGCAUUAGCAACUGGUGCUGCAACUGCACUUGGAGAAAUAGGAUUAAAUAAAAUAUUUGGAAAAGGGGGUCAGCAAGGAGGAAUGAUGUUUCCACCCCAAAUGCUAAAAAAGGGAAUUCAUAUUCCCCCGGAGUAUUUUGCAAUGCUGCCACCUGUUGUACAAGAAUUUACCAAAUCACAAAUGAAUCAGAUAAACAAAGCUUAUCAAACAGGCAGUGGAGUAUAUAUAAAACCAACUCGUAAACAAAUAGAAGGAGGAUUUUUAGGUACACUUGCUUCUAUUGGAAUUCCAAUGGCAAUUAGUUUGGUAUCAAAAAUAUUUGGUGGAGGGCUUCAGGUUGAUAGACAAGGGUCAUCUAAUACAGCAAAUGUUUACGUUCCU